CCAGGUUGUUUUUAGACAUAAAAAACAUUACAAACAUGGUUGACAAAAAUGAUAAACAUGGUGCACAAAAAUAACAAAGUUUACGAACAUUACAAAAUAACAAAGCGUACAAACAUUACAAAAUAUGUCAACAAACAUCACAAAAUUGGCACUGUCGCCGGAAAAUUCUUCCCCGUCCACGAUGGUCGCCGGAAAAAAAAAUUCCGACCAGAAAAUCUUUCCGACCAGAAUCUCUCUCUCUCUCUCUCUCUCUCUCUCUCUCUCUCUCUCUCUCUCGAAUAAUGGCGCACAGGAACUCUCUGAGGAAAUUCCCCAUGGAAAUAAUGGGCGCCCAGUUGCCCAGGAAUUCCCCUGGCGGCGCAAUUAACGGAACGGAGAUGGGAGGCGACGCGACGGGGACGGACGGCGCUGGGUUAUUUUUUUUAUUUUUUUUAUAAUUAAAAAUUAAAAAUAAACAUGCAAUUACUACAUUGCCCUUCGUUAAAUUGAAUUAAUAGGAGCCCUUGGAUUUUAAUGAGGUGCAAGGGUGGAGAUUCACUUGGCCAUAUAACUAAGGGGACCCCCUAGUCACCAGAUCUUAGCCCCAAAUAUACCACUCAUCAUUUCGAUCACCAUCGUUGUGUACUUUCAUGUCUCUUUCUCUCAUUAUAGUAUGUAGCAUCCCCAAUGCCUCCAACCUUAUAUUUUAUUGUGUAACAACCCGCAGAUGCUAAUAGAUGUUUAAAUUUAUAUCCAACCAACAAAUAGUUGAUAGAGGCAUCAAGGUUUUUGCAUCUCUUGUUUUCAAAUGGAACGAAAACCCUCAACCCUCAAUAAUUGGGAAUUUGGGGAGAGUCCCAAUUAUGAGGGCUCAAUUACUAAUCAUUUCAAAAAAUGAGAAUUUUAUUUCUGUUCGAGUCAAUUCUAAUUUCUUGUUCACUUUUCUCUUCCAAAGAUUUUUCUAGCUCAAGAAAUAAAAGAAUGAGAUGACUAUUGAGGAUUAAUAGGGUAAAUUUCAUAAAUAUUGUUUUUAUUUAUUUAUCACGAAUAUAGUGUUUUAAAAACUAUUUACAAGAAUAUUGUGUUUUUUGGUAUGUAUAAAGCGCUAAAGCCUUAGACUCAAGCGCGGCUGCUAGGUGCUGUUUUAUCAAGAAAAUCCAGCGGUGGCGCCCGAGACAGGGGCUUUUGGCCUUUAAAAAUUGUGAAAGCGUCGCCGCCUCAGACUGGGGCUUUGUCUCUUAAAAAUAUGUAAAAGCGGCGGCACCCCAGACUGGGGCUUUGUCGCUGCCAUUUUCUUCCACUCCAGCACCACCCAUCACCAUAUACUGCACCUUUCCUUCGGUUCUUCACCACCAAAAAACUGAAAGAAGUUCCGAAAGAAGCUCUGUUGUUGCUGUCUGGUUGCUGGGAAGAUGGCUAAUAAUAGGUAAGAGUCGUAUUUUUUUUUUCAUGUAUUCAUCAUAAUGAUUUUGUCCAGUUAGUAAUUAGCGAGUUUGUUUUUUAUGUAGUGGUUUUAUAAGAUUUGAACUAGCUGUUCGGUGGAAAUCAGAGAAAGUAGAGGACAAUUUGGGUGUCCAUUUUGUUGGUGGUGUAAGUUUUCAGAUGACUAUUCCAUCCAGGGUGAACUAUCAGAAACUUUGUAAUAAUCUAAUUCAGAGAAUACGGCGUAGAGACGAAACAGUACAAGAUAGUGUUGUGAUUACAGGUUUCACUUACUGUCUUCCAGAAUGGCAUAAUGGUGUUUUAUUUCAUUAUGCAAUGCCUAUUGUCGAUGAUGAUAGCUUAAAUGUGCUUUGGAAUUUUAUGGCACAAAAUCCUUAUUGUUUGGGUGCUGAGAUACAUGCUGAGCUCAGUGAGGAUCGGGGUGGAGAGGAAGAAGAUGACACAUGGAGCAUGCCAUCCGAUCAUGACUAUGAUGACGGUGAUGAUGGAGAGGAGGAAGAUGAUGAUGAUGAGGAGGAAGAGGAGGAGGAGGAGGAAGACGACGACGGGGAGGGAGGAGAACAACCUAAUUAUCCUCCAUAUUUUUACUUGCAGGGUAAUGAAGAGGACGAAGAACUAUCAUAUGUUGAUUCAUAUGGCGUAAUUCCAGGGUCUAUUGUUGGUGGUUUUGAUGGAGAAUUCUACAAGGGGCAGAUAUUUCACUCGAAACAAGCUGCACAGGUGGCGAUUAUACACUAUGCACUACAACGCAACUUUCAGUAUAAUGUGGUGGAGUCGUCACCUUCAAUCUGGAAGAUCAGAUGUUUGAUGCACAAGGAGGACAAAUGUCCUUGGAUGGUGCGGUUUGGAUGUCGAGAUGUGGGAGGCGAUUGAAGCGUGAGAAAGGCCGAGUUGGUGCAUACUUGUAGCAGUACGACUCAACUGACGGAUCAUCGCCAUCUUGAUGUCGACGUUAUAUCUGAGUCCGUGAAACACUUGGUACGUGCUCAACUAAAUUUGAGUGUUCUAACUGUGCAGGCCGAGUUGAAAGAUAAGUUUAAUAUGCAAGUUACUUACAAGAAGGCAUGGUAUGGGAAACAAAGAGCAUUGGAGAAGUUGCAUGGAAAUUGGGAAGAAUCCUACGAUUUUUUGCAAACAUUCUUGCGGGUGGUCAAGAGAAAAAUGCUCGUAUGACGAAUGUGGUAAGAUCGAUCACCAGCCUAUAAUUAAUGCACAAAAAUUAU
Messenger RNA from Linum trigynum, 2645 nucleotides. NCBI's taxonomy places the organism in Eukaryota, Viridiplantae, Streptophyta, Magnoliopsida, Malpighiales, Linaceae. The record is from the annotation of a GenBank genome assembly.